Messenger RNA from Oncorhynchus masou masou (cherry salmon), 5330 nucleotides. Its product is annotated as mitogen-activated protein kinase 8-like. Lineage: Eukaryota; Metazoa; Chordata; Actinopteri; Salmoniformes; Salmonidae. The transcript has 12 exons. Gene Ontology annotation, biological process: protein phosphorylation; JNK cascade. Gene Ontology annotation, cellular component: nucleus; cytoplasm. Gene Ontology annotation, molecular function: JUN kinase activity; ATP binding. The coding region runs from base 224 to 1540 and encodes 438 amino acids. The record is from RefSeq and is a predicted model, not a curated record.
CGCACAGCCUGGCAAUGCAGAGAGCGUAGUGCAUUCGGGGAGGUCAUGUUUGAAGCUGGACAACAUAAUAGCGAAAUUUGUAUUAUCCUUAAAAAUAAACUGAAUUCAUCGUCAAGGACCCGGACUAUUGUGGAGAAUCGAGGAGUGAUCGUUCUGUAUUUUGUUGACAGAGUCCAGAGAGCAUAGUUUGGAUGCCCAGAAAGCAGCUCCUCAAGGUUUCAUCAUGAAUAAAAACAAGCGAGGAGAAGAGAGGGAGCUCUACAGUUUAGAUGUCGGAGAUUCCACCUUCACUGUUCUGAAAUGCUACCAGAAUCUAAGGCCCAUCGGCUCAGGAGCACAGGGAAUCGUCUGUUCAGCGUAUGACCACAACCUUGAGAGAAAUGUGGCUAUUAAGAAGUUAAGUCGGCCAUUCCAGAACCAAACGCAUGCCAAGAGAGCGUACAGAGAACUGGUGUUAAUGAAAUGUGUCAAUCACAAAAAUAUCAUUGGCCUAAUAAACGUAUUCAGCCCACAAAAAUCAUUAGAAGAAUUUGCAGAUGUAUACAUUGUGAUGGAGCUGAUGGAUGCCAACUUGUGCCAGGUGAUUCAGAUGGAGCUGGAUCAUGAGAGGUUGUCCUACCUGCUCUACCAGAUGCUGUGUGGCAUCAAACACCUGCACGCUGCCGGCAUCAUACACAGGGAUCUAAAGCCCAGUAACAUUGUCGUGAAGUCAGACUGUACGUUAAAGAUCUUGGACUUUGGCUUGGCUCGGACGGCGGCUACAGGUCUGCUGAUGACCCCCUACGUAGUUACCAGAUACUACAGAGCACCAGAGGUCAUACUGGGGAUGGGCUACCAGGCCAACGUGGACAUAUGGUCUGUGGGAUGUAUUCUGGCAGAAAUGAUCCGCCACAAAAUCCUGUUCCCAGGAAGGGACUACAUUGACCAGUGGAACAAGGUGAUAGAGCAGCUUGGGACUCCGCCACAGGAGUUCCUGAUGAAGCUCAACCAAUCAGUGAGGACGUACGUAGAGAACAGGCCGCGUUACGCAGGAUACAGCUUUGACAAACUCUUCCCUGACGUCCUCUUCCCUGCAGACUCCGAGCACAACAAACUGAAAGCGAGCCAGGCCAGAGACCUGCUGUCUAAGAUGUUGGUGAUCGACUCGUCUAAGAGGAUCUCUGUGGACGAGGCCCUGAAACACCCCUAUAUCAACGUGUGGUACGACCCAGCAGAAGUGGAGGCGCCCCCUCCGAAGAUCACAGACAAGCAGCUGGAUGAGCGAGAGCAUACGGUGGAGGAGUGGAAAGACCUGAUCUGGAAGGAGGUGUAUGAGUGGGACGAUUGGAACAAGCAGAAUGGCGUGAUCAGAGGACAACCUCUUUUAAGUACAGCAGUGAUUGACAGCUCCCCUCAGCACACCUCGUCCUCCUCCUCAGGCAAUGACGUAUCCUCCAUGUCGACUGACCCCAGUGACCCUAGUGAACCCACCAUGACCUCUGACACGGACAGCAGCCUGGACAGCCACACCUCUCUGGGAGCACUGGCCUGCUGCAGAUAACAUGCACACACACACACACUUCUGUCACGGUAUAUAGUUUAAAACACUUGAAGGGGCAAUCUGCGAUGGCUACAUUUUUUUCUGCCUUUUUAUUGAAUGAUAUAUAUAUAUAUAUAUAUCUACCAAUUGAUUCUUGAAGAAUAUAAUAUAUAAAUGCUUUUACUCCAUUGUUUGUAAACAAACUCUGUAUAGCCUCUCAACAUGGUUAAAAUUAUACUUUUGAUACUGUAUCAUGGAUGGUCAGUCCUUGCAUCCAUAGCUUUGUUUAUGAAUUUCAGAGCGAUUACAUUUCUCUCGCCCCAACCCUAAGUUGCUUACCAAAAACAGUGGUGGGGUGACUGCUUUGUUGUUUAAACUGCAAUUGCCCCUUUAAGAGUCCAUAAUAAAAUAAAAAUGUUUUUAUUUAUUUUUUAAAUGCACAGCUUCUUUCAUUUGCUAUGUCCCCUAUAUCAGGCAUUGCCGAUUGUGUACAUGCUGUAAAUUACUAUAUUUAUUUAUUUUCGUGUCAGCUUCUAUCCCACCAAGCUGUGUAUGUCUAUGCUGUAAAUGAUAGUGGUUCAAAUCUCACAGUGGAUGGAACUUUUUCCCCUUUUACCUAUUAGAAAGUGUUUUCUUACAAACGCAUAUUUAUUUUCUAUUAUGAACUGGGUUGUUCGAGCCCUGAAUGCUGAUUGACUGACAGCUUUGUUAUAUGACACCGUAUACCACGGGUAUGACACAACAUUUAUUUUGCAUUAAAUUAAACCAUUAAAUCACCUGGCCCAAAUACCUUUGUCACUUAGCCAUCUUUGUUGCUUUGUUUCUUCAACCAGUGGCCCAUCCCACUUGGCUCUAACCCUUCAAUGUUUGCAGAUCUUUAGGUUUUGGAUAGGUAUGUACAGGUCUGCAAACAUCAAAGGGUUGGGGCCAAGGGGAAGGGACAAAGGCUGCUUAUGUUUUAUUGGCGGGGCCAGGAGUCUUUCCUCAGGUCACAAGACCAGGAAAAACUCCCAGCCCCAUUGAUUUGAUUUGAUUUAAGUGCUCUUACAGUUCAGGGAUUUUUGAAAGUCGGGACAAAGUCCUUGACCAGCAGAUAAACAUUAAAAAUAAAGUUUAUUUUGUUGCAUUAUUUGAUCCUAAAAAUUACAUUUAGUGGAAUUUUCUAAGGGGAAAGAUUUGCUUUUGGAAUUUUCUAAAUAUUUUCAAUAUUACAAAUUUCCAUGUUGGCUCUAUGCCUGGAAAUGUCCUUUUCCGGAGCCAAGGGGGGCAAUUUCAAACUCUCCAAAAAAGUGUUUAAAAUUCUUAAAAUGGCAAUAAUGAAUAUUAACUGAAAAGGGAUCUUAGGUAGUUUUUUGCAUUAGACCUCUGACUUAAAGGAAUAUUUCUCUCAAAACUGUGAUUCCUAAAAUAAAUUGUCAGGAGAUUUGAUGAACUCCGUCAGAUUUGUCUACAAUCAUAAAUUAAUCAAGAAUGAUCCGGGUCAGCUACACCUCAUGAACCUUUUCUCAUUGUCCUCAUUACAUAUAGUGCAACAAAACCACCCAUGGUCUGCAAAGUGAUCUACUUUUGAUAGAUUUAAAGAGACAAUAUUGAAAUCAAAGUCCGUCACAUUUUUGUCUAACGUCAACUCCGUCAGAGUGCUGAAAUAUAUUAUAUAAUGGUUAUAUUUUUAUUGGGAAUUUUCAAAUAAAUCAUUUUCUAUAUUUUACAAAUGUUUGUAUUGAAGUUUUUUUUAAAUGCAAAAAUAUGUAUUUUGUUGUCAACUCCAUAACCCCCUUAAGGUCAAUAUUUUGAAAAUAUAUACAGCUGCAGUCAGAGUUUUUUAUUUAUUUUACUAGGCAAGUCAGUUAAGAACAAAUUCUUAUUUUCAAUGAUGGCCUAGGAACAGUGGGUUAACUGCCUGUUCAGGGGCAGAACGACAGAUUUGUACCUUGUCAGCUUGGGGUUUUGAGCUUGCAAUUUUUCGGUUACUAGUCCAACGCUCUAACCACUAGGCUACCCUGCCGCCCCACAUACACCUUACACCUUAGCCAAAUACAUUUAAACUCAGUUUUUCACAAUUCCUGACAUUUAAUACUAGCAAAAAAUACCCUGUUUUAGGUCAGUUAGGAUCACCACUUUAUUUUAAGAAUGUCAGAAUAAUAAUAGUAUAGAGAAUGAUUUAUUUCAGCUUUUAUUUCUUUGAUCCCAUUCCCAGUGGGUCAGAAGUUUUACAUACACUCAAUUAGCAUUUGGUAGCAUUGCUUUUAAAUUGUUUAACAUGAUCAAACGUUUCGGGUAGCCUUCCACAAGCUUCCCAUAAUAAGUUGGGUGCAUUUUGGCCCAUUCCUCCUGACAGAGCUGGUGUAACUGAGUCAGGUUUGUAGGCCUCCUUGCUCACGCACACUUUUUCAGUUCUGCCACAAAUUUACUAUAGGAUUGAGGUCAGGGCUUUGUGAUGGCCAUUCUAAUACCUUGACUUUGUUGUCCUUUAACCAUUUUGCCAAAACUUUGGAAGUAUGCUUGGGGUCAUUGUCAAUUUGGAAGCCCAAGCUUUAACUUCCUGACUGAUGUUUUGAGAUGUUGCUUCAAUAUAUCCACAUAAUUUUCCAGUCCCUCCUUCCAGUCCCUCCUGUAGCAAAGCACCCCCACAACAUGAUGCUGCCACCCCCCAUGCUUCAUGGUUGGGAUGGUGUUCUUCGACUUGCAAGCCUCCCACUUUUUCCUCCAAACAUAACAAUGGUCAUUAUGGUUAAAUUUUUGUUUCAUCAGACCAGAGGACAUUUCUCCAAAAAGUACGAUCUUGGUCCCCAUGUGCAGUUCCAAACCGUAAUCUGGCUUUUCAUGGCAGUUUUGGAGCAGUGGCUUCUUCUUUGCUGAGCGGCCUUUCCGGUUAUGUCGAUAUAGGACUCGUUUUACUGUGGAUAGAGAUGCAUUUUUUCCUCCAGCAUCUUCACAGGGUCUUUUGCUGUUGCUCUGGGAUUGAUUUGCACUUUUCGCACCAAAGUACGUUCAUCUCUAGGAGACAGAACACGUCUCCUUCCUGAGCGGUAUGACAGAUGCGUGGUCCCAUGGUGUUUAUACUUGCGUACUAUUGUUUGUACAGAUGAACGUGGUACAUUCAGGCAUUUGGAAAUUGCUCCCAAGGAUGAACCAGACUUCUGGAGGUCUACAAAUGUUUUUUUUCGGAGGUUUUGGCUGAUUUCUUUUGAUUUUCCCAUGAUGUCAAGCAAAGAGGCACUGAGUUUGAAGGUAGGCCUUGAAAUCCAUCACAGUACACCUCAAAUUGACUCAAAUUAGCCUAUCAGAAGCUUCUAUAGCCAUAAUAUAAUUUUCUGGAAUUUUCCAAGCUGUUUAAAGGCACAGUCAACUUAGUGUAUGUAAACUUCUGACCAACCGGGAUUGUGAUACAGGGAAUUAUAAUUGAAAUAAUCAGUCUGUAAACAAUUGUUGGAAAAUAACAUGUGUCAUGUACAAAGUAGAUGUCCUAAACGACUUGCCAAAACUAUAGUUUGUUAACAAGACAUUUUUGGAGUGGUUGAAAAACGAGUUUUAAUGACUCCAAGCUAAGUGUAUGUAAAUGUCCGACUUCAAUUGUAUAUAUCACUGUUCUGCAACAUAUGGUUAAACUAUUGAGAUAUUUGUUGUGCGAGAUCUAAGGGAUAAUGUUUACUUUUUAAAUGUUGUUUUAUAUUCUGAAUCUAGAAAAACAUACUAACAAAAUUCUCCCUGGAGCAUUAUACAGUAUGGUGCUAUAAAAUAAGUAAAAAAUAAGUUUAAAUUACAUAUUUCUAUAAUCUACUGUUAGAAUUAAACAAUAAAUACUUUUAAA